AUGUCUGCCCAGCAUAUAGACUUAACACUCUUUAACCAGCUGCCCACCAAACUGCAAGAGAUCGACUUUCUUAUAGUAGGAACUGCUGCCCCAUUCAUUUGGUUAAAACUACUCCAGAAUUUGUGGCAACUGGGCUACCCCAAUAUUUUGCUUUACCACAGAGCGCCAGGGCCAGAGCAGGGCCUAUUCUAUACCAGCAGCAACUUUCCAAAUCUGAAAUUAACCUCAAGCAAUGUAACGCAUUUCCUGCGAUCGCGUCUGCAUUGGUUCGACAAUUUGCUGGGCUGGGAGGUGCGCGUGGCGCUCUAUAACAAUCCCCCACGCACUUUGGUUUAUCCCACAGAGCAGCUCUACGAUGGUUACGCCCUGAUGCUGCUGAGGCAGUUUUUAAGCUAUAGAAACGCCACCUUCAGGCCUGUGCUCACGCCGGACUACAAAGUCUAUGCGGCCAAUGACUGUUUGCGCUUCUUGGACACAAGUCAAGCAGACAUCUGCGGCGAUCUGCUGGCCUAUAGCAGCAACUACAGCUUCACCGCCAGCUAUAGCUACUUGUAUGGCAACAUACUCAUACCCAAUGGCCAGCCCAGAUCGAAGAACUCUUACAUUAUAGCCCCUCUGCAGCUGCAGACAUGGCUGCUUAUACUCGCCUAUAUCGGCAUAAUAUGCAGCUUUGCUAGCUUCGUUAGCUGGUGGCAAACUGGGCGCCUUGCCUAUGGCAAGUUGCUGCUGGACAUCAUCAGCAGUCUCUUGAGCGCCAGCUUUAAUCUGUCCCAGCUCUCGGGCAGACUGCACUGCAUUCUGUUCAGCACUAUCUUUCUCACAGGCUUCAUAUUCUCCAACUAUUACUUGGCCCUGCUGAAAACCGUGCUCUCCACCGGGCUCUAUGAGCCCCAGAUCAACAGCUUCGAGCAGCUGGUCAAGCAGAACAUUAGCUUCGUUGUGGGCGACUACGACAAGACCGUGCUGAAGACCUACGACUUUCCGGAUAUACUCUGGAAUAUAACGCGCGUAGUGCCCUACGAUUUCAUACUGGAACACCGUCGCGUCUUUGACAUUAACUACGCCUACUUGGCCCACAGCGAUCGCCUGGCGUUGUUCAAGUUUCAGCAGCAAUAUAUGAUCAAGCCGCGCAUGCGUCCCUUGCCCAUCGAUCUGAUGCACUCCCUGCCCGGCUUUCCCAUGCGACGGGAGUUUCUGCUCAAGCAGAAGCUCAGCGAAACGCUGCUCAACUGCUUCGGGAGCGGCUUGAUGCAGAAGCUCGCCGAUGACACCAACAUGCAGACCAUACACAUUGGCUAUUUACCGCUCAUCCCUUCGGAGCCCUACGAGGCCAGACCGCUUAAGUUGGACUACUUUGCAGUGCCGCUAAUAACACUUAUCUUGGGCUUGGCCAUCGGCUCAGUAUGUCUCAUAGCAGAGCUCGUCUGGCAUUUUAUUCAACAAGUCAAGUGGAAACGUGGCUAA
Drosophila busckii is the source of this 1464-nucleotide messenger RNA. RefSeq lists its product as uncharacterized. Bases 1 to 1464 code for a protein of 487 amino acids. Lineage: Eukaryota; Metazoa; Arthropoda; Insecta; Diptera; Drosophilidae. The transcript has a single exon. The record is from RefSeq and is a predicted model, not a curated record.